Molecule: messenger RNA, 855 nt
Organism: Opisthocomus hoazin
Lineage: Eukaryota; Metazoa; Chordata; Aves; Opisthocomiformes; Opisthocomidae
Source: RefSeq, a predicted model, not a curated record
CUCUUCCUGGGCAUCUACCUGGCUGCUCUACUGGGCAAUGUCCUCAUCAUCACUGCCAUAGCCUGCGACCACCACCUCCAUACUCCCAUGUACUUCUUCCUCUUUCACCUCUCCUUCCUUGACCUGGGCUCUGUCUCCACCACUCUCCCCAAAGCCAUGGCCAACUUGCUGUGGGACACCAGGGCCAUCUCCUAUAGGGGAUGUGCUGUACAAGUCUUUCUGCUUGUCUUCCUGAUUGGAGCAGAAUAUUCCCUUCUCACCAUCAUGGCCUACGACCGCUAUGUUGCCAUCUGCAAACCCCUGCACUAUGGGACCCUGAUGAGUAGCAAAGCUUGUGUCCACAUGGCAGCAGCUGCCUGGGCCAGUAGUUUUCUCAGUGCUGUGCUGCACACUGUUGAUACCUUUUCAAUACCACUCUGCCAUGGUAAUGCUAUAGACCAGUUCUUCUGUGAAAUUCCCCUGCUGCUCAAACUCUCCUGUGCAGAAUCCGACCUCAGGGAAAUCGGGCUAAUUGUGGUUACCGCAUUUUUAAUCUUUGCUUGUUUUGUUUUCAUCGUGCUGUCCUAUGUGCAGAUCUUCAGGGUUGUGGUGAGGAUGCCCUCGGAGCAGGGGUGGCACAAAGCAUUUUCCACGUGCCUCCCCCACAUGGCCGUGGUCUUCUUGUUUAUCAAUACUCUAAUGCUGGGCUACCUGAAGCCCCCCUCCAUCUCCUCCCCAGCUCUGGAUCUGGUGGUUACUAUUCUGUACUCAGUAGUGUCUCCAGCAGUGAACCCCCUGAUCUACAGCCUGAGGAACAAGGAGCUCAAAGGCACAUUGAAGAAACUCAUCUUACUUGUGGUGGUUCAGAAGCAGUGA